This is a messenger RNA of Zootermopsis nevadensis, 5378 nucleotides long. It is a transcript of the gene Mondo, whose product is annotated as MLX interacting protein mondo. Lineage: Eukaryota; Metazoa; Arthropoda; Insecta; Blattodea; Termopsidae. Gene Ontology annotation, molecular function: DNA-binding transcription factor activity, RNA polymerase II-specific; protein dimerization activity; RNA polymerase II cis-regulatory region sequence-specific DNA binding. The record is from RefSeq and is a predicted model, not a curated record. Gene Ontology annotation, biological process: regulation of transcription by RNA polymerase II. Gene Ontology annotation, cellular component: nucleus.
AGCUUUAUUACGUCCUGAAGUUUGGUUCAACAAGCCUGCUGCUGUUAGUUUUUCAAGGACCGCCCAGCAAGUCUUGUACUUCAAAAUAUUCCGGUGGCAUACGCCAGAAUUUUAUCUGCACGCCUGCCAGGAGAGAUCGUCUUGUGAUAUAUUGCAUAAUUUUUUCUUCUUCAAAGUUUGUGGUUUUGUAGCGUUGUGUGAUAGAACGUGCAGAAUGGCACCAAAAUCGAAACGUUUUAAGAAUACGCGGAUGUUUGAUAAAACUCUGGAUCCGUACCGUAAACUUAGUUUCGGCGUGAUGUGCCAGAGUUGAUACCGAAAUGUGUAAUAGUUGUUGAUUUUUUCGCCGUCGAUGUUUCGCGACACAUGCAUCAGAAGUAGGGGGAGUGUGGAGCAGUAUGAGGUGUCGCUGAAGAAUAUUCUUGUUAGAAAAGAAGUGGAUGCUGUGUCGCGGUGGCUUCGAAUUGUGGACCUCGCAUCCAUCGGAACGCACAAGUCUGCCAGACAGAAACUGACGUCGCCGAAAUGGAACCGGUUCAAAGGAAUUCGACUCAGAUGGAAAGACAAGAUUCGGCUCAACAACGUUAUUUGGCGUUGCUGGCACAUGCAGUUCAUCAGGAAACAGAACACGCUGGUGUGUCAGUUUGCGUCUCCACUGGAUGUGAACAUGCACGACAAACCUGAGGCUGUGGUGUUGGAAGGAAAAUAUUGGAAGCGCAAACUAGCGGCAGUCACAGCUGAAUACAAAAAGUGGCGAAUGUUUUACCGCAACAAGUUCAUGGGCUGGUCGUCCAAAGAUGGCAAUGACAUGAUAACAGACAUGUUCGACUGGCAGCCACACAGCAACGACAGUGUUCACUCAAUGGGCUCCAUGAUGGUGGAUGAAGACUAUAUGGAAUUCAUGUCAGACACACUUUUUUCUACUAUCUCAGCCAAUCAGCCAUUUGCCUUUCCAGACCCACGUGAAAUAACUCGUAAUGCUGGUGGUAUCGCAGACUUCAUUCAACCCAGCCUAGUUCAACUCCAGCCAAAUCUUGAAGACUUUAUGGACACCUUGGAACCCCUUCAAGAUUUACUAAGUGCAAAACUACCAUCUGUCCCUGAGGAGUAUAUACCAGAUGACAUAUUUCGUGGGAGGGGCGUGGGAUUGGAUCUCAUGGGCAUCCAGCAACAAACCACAGUGUCUGAGGCACAGGUGUCGCAGCCUCAACCCAUUGUGCAGCCACAACUCCAGCAGCCGCCCACGGGCAGUCCACUGCAGUACACUGCCACCAUCUUUGCUCAAACAGAAACGGACACUAGCUUCCAGCCUUCUGGUCCCAGUGCCUUCCAGCUGGUUGCUGGCCAGACAACGUAUGAAGAAGUUCCAGCAGUAGGAAAGGUCCGCUGUCUUCGUUCAUCGCAGCGAACUCAUCAACAGCAACAGAAGCAACAAACACAGCCAACACCACCGCCCAUGCCACAGCAGUCUAAUACAUUAUUUCAACAGCCAUCUGGUACACCACAGCAGCAGCAACAGGUGGUUCUUUGUUCGCCAGCACAGUACCAAGCCUUCAAUAUGGGUGAUCAAGUUUCACCCAGUUCUCCUUGUCAUUCACCCCCUUUAAACCCUCCGCCAACCCCACAACUUACGAAUUAUGCUCUCUCUCAGAGCUAUAAGCAGCCAUAUCACCAGACUAAUCACCAACAGCAGGCUGGCUUCCCGAGUUUUCGUCUCUCAUCCUCUCCAGUGGCCGCGUCACACAGUCCCACACCUGGUUCAGAGCCGCCCAAUCUUCGUCAGUCAUUGGCAUCACCCACUCUUAAGAGUCCAUCAUUUAGGUCCAACAGUCUACCUGGACUGCAGGAUGAUGCAUUUGUGAUGCCCAAAUACAACCAACUGAAGCAGCGUAAUCGCUCAAGGAGCGGCUCAUCACUGGCGUCAGUUAGUGGACAACAGCGCCAGCAUCCACCUCCUCUAGUGUCUCAUGCCAGUGAUCCCACCCUUGCUACUUCCCUGUCAUUGAUAACCCCAAACCCUCCCUCUCCAUCAACUAGCACCAGUACCCUUCAGCCCCUACUCGCACAGCUUCUUACAAAUUCAGUGGGUAUUUACAAUUUUACUGGUGCCUCAGACAAAGUAAUUGGAAGGACUCAGUCAGUGGUUCCAAUCCUUCCCGCACUCAGUCCUGUGUCAUCUCAGCCCGCGACAACUCUUCUCAUCACCACCUCAACCCCAGUAACAGUAGGUCAGUCGAUGGCACACGCUUCCAGUCAGUUGUUACUUGGGCCAUUGGGUGUUGGAGUUGGGGGUAAUGGGGGGAAGGGACCUGAUUCGCCUAGUGAAAACUCAGCUGUGGCUUCUUCCCCUGCGGGACUGAGCCUUUCACCCCUUCCCUCACCUCUCAGCAUGGCAUCAGUGGGCACUGCAGGCCCCCUCUCACCUUCCAGGUCAACAUCCCUGCAUUCAAGAGCAGAGGUGGAUAAGCGCGCACAAUCACGCCGCAAAAUCAACACUCCACCUAAGGAUCGCCGUACAUGUCACAUCAAUGCCGAACAGAAGCGAAGGUGCAAUAUCAAGAAUGGAUUUGACAUGCUCCACUCUUUAAUACCACAGCUCAAUCAGAACCCUACUGCAAAGCUUAGUAAAGCAGCAAUGCUUCAGAAAGGUGCAGACUACAUUCGACAGAUGCGGGCGGAGAGGUCUCAGCUCCAUGAUGAGAUGGACAGCUUGCGCCAGCAAGUUGAGUGCCUCAACACUGCUAUUAGUAACUGCCAAGCCAUGCUACCAGCUACAGGAGCACCAGUGUCACGUCAACGGGCCAGCAAGAUGAGGGAGAUGUUUGAUGAGUACGUUCGGAUACGAACGCUUGAAAACUGGAAAUUUUGGAUUUUAAGCGUUUUACUGGAGCCUCUCCUUGUGUCAUACAAUGCAGCCAUCUCAACAGCUAGUCUGGAGGAUCUAUAUCGUUCAACACUGCUCUGGGUAGAGCAGCACUGUUCUCUUGUGGACCUUCGACCAGCGGUUUUGAAUUCACUGCGGUACCUGUGCACAGCUACAGAGAUCUUGACGGACCCUUCACGGCUACCUGAUGAAGCAAGGCAGGCGGUGAACAAACAGCAACAAGACCAGUGACCCGACGGGACUCAUUGACCUUCAGUUAUAACCUGUGGUGGUAGCACUUUCUAAGAAGUUUAAUUUACCGAGCAAAUGCUCCAGGUAACAUGUUGCAUGUUGCCCGAUCAUCUGGCACACAGCAGUUACAAAAUACUGGACAUUAUAAGCGGUAAAGCUGCAUUGACUGUUAUUUCUGUGGUAUAAUGUAAUACUUUUUGUGCUACAAGGUUAAUGGUGGCAGUUGUUGAUAUUGAUUUAGGAGGAGAAAAUUGUACCUAGUCCAUAUUAUUUGCCUGGAGAGACUGGGCCAAGCCAUGAAACCUCCCAGACAUGAUAGCCAGCCACAUUUGGUAGCCUUGUGUGGUAAGUUGGAGGACUUUUCACUGCCAAUUUUGAGUCAGAAUAUAUAUAAAUUUGAAACAAAUGGCAGUGAGGCUUACGUUGACAAACCUGUAGUGCAGAUUGAUGUUCAAUGAGUUCGCUGACCAAAGUGCAUCACAUACUAAUGCAAGUGAGAUUACAGCACUGACAGUCCCUCACAGGCCUUUUGUUUUAUUAAAGGCAGGUUACGCACAGUUCGUUGUGCUGUCAGUAGUUCAGAAUGAUUAAGGAUACAUCUUCCUUUUCAGGAGAAAUCCAUUUGAAACCAAAGGGUGCUUCUAGUUAAUUAAGUACAAGUUUUAUGAUGCCAUUUUAAGAUCUCUUACCAGUAGAUUAAACUGGAUCAUUUUGCCUAGUAAAAGAGAAUUUAUAAACCCAUUCCCAACUUCUUGCUGUAUAUUCUGUUUGCAGGGAUUUGCAACACAACACCACACAUGCAAUUGGGUCUGAUCUUUGUUCUGUGGUAAAGAUGAUGGUAGACUGUAAAUAUGUUCUUAAGUAAAUACUUUGGUAGAAUUUAUUUUAGGACUGUUUAUAAUCCUUUGUAAUUUGUUAAAAUGUAAUAUUUUAUUUGUCUUCUUUUGGUAUUUGACCCAGUGAAAAUGUAUAUACAGUGACUGUGUGAUAAUUCAGCCAGCAGCCAUGCAAGAAUGUCCGUAGUGCCAUAGUUAAAAUUUUACAUGGAGUAAUUUCUGUUAAUGUGAAAUAUGCAAUUUUUAAUAUAUGUGAUAUUGUACUUCAAAAAAUUUCAGAUAACCAGCUUGUUAUUUAUAUGUGGAGGUUAUUUUAUAUGAAAGUUAAUAAUUCUUUAAUAUUUUUCAUUUUUAUAAGAAAGUUCUUUCUUCAGCUUCUUGUUUAUAAAAUUUAUUGGUAUUGCACAAAUUGUGCAUUGUGUAUUAUGCUUGUCUUGCAGAUGCAACCUUUUGUUUUCAUCAGCUGAUUAAAUUUGUCUCCGUUAGCCGGGACAUGAACAGAAAUAAAUUUUGGACUGAAAACCAGAAUAUGACUAGUGUGAAGCUAACUUUUCAGUUGUCUAUUCCCAAAUUUGAGAAUGCAUUGAGAUUUGCCUCCAUAUUUGCUGUACAUCAUCAUAGUAGUGGUUUAAAUCAAUUGCACUGGAUUGCUAACCAAAAAUUGGAAUGACUGGUGUAAUUUUUGUGCAAUGAACCAAGUUGGUUCGAGUCUUUCUGUACGAGUGAACAUGACAUCCACUUUAGGUUGUUUCUUUUCUGCAAAUCCAGUCAAGGCGUUUUCAACAUGGAGAAAGAAUGUGCUUAGUGUAAUUUGGUAUUCUAAUUGUUAAUGUAGCUGUCUGCACAUUUCAUUAUGUAUAUAAAAAAGGAAAGGGUGUCAAGAUCUAGUACAUAGGACUGUGAACCAUUCUUAUUACUUAUAUUACAUCAUGUGAUAUUACAUACAGUAGCAAGCAUUUUUACAAAAUUUAACUUUUGCUAGAGCUAUAAAUUUUACUAAAAAGCAUUUUUGCACCAGUUAAUACUGAAGUAAUUUGUUAACAUUGUCUAUUCUAAAUAAGUUUUUUAAAUGUUGUAUAAUCUAACAUUAGUUCUUUUAUUGAAACAAUUUUGAACAAUGAUGUUAAUGACGUAUAAAUGUGAACUGUAUGGUAUGACUGAAUGUGAUGGUGACACCAUUUUUAUACUCUUUAAAUCUGAAUGAAUCCACCCUUUUUGGUAUUGUGUACAUUUCUCUCAUUAUUUUGUAUAAGAUGAUUUGCUUGAAACUAUAUAUGAUGGCAUGCGCGUACUCACUUCUAUAACCCUGAAGACUUGUCCUGUGCAUACUGCAUAUACAAGCUGUAUGCCAUAUGAACCUUAUUAAUGUACAAAGUAUGAUGACAGAAUACAUAUUUCCUGUGUUGCUAAUUGGCAACUUCCAGUUA